AUGACAGACCUACUGGAGCUCACGACCCCCUACUUUCCAGAGUUCUCAGACCUCCCCAGCACGGACGAGCCCAGUAACCUGGCCUCUCUCCUCGCAGGGGUCUUCUCCGCCCUCCUCGGCGGCGCCCACGCCAUGCUCCAAGAAGACGAGGAAUGGCCGCACUGCAAGAUGUGCGGACGCCCCCUGGUGCCCUACCUGCAGAUCAACGCAACCACCGCGCACACCCCUGCCGAGUUUCGCGCACACCUCGACUGUCCCCCGUCGCGCACAGAUGCCGCGACGCUCUUCCAGGUCUUCAUCUGCACCGGGCCUGGGCGCAACGGCUCCUGCCUCGAAGACUGGACCAGCGGCGCCCACCCAGGAGUGGCCAUGCGUGCACGCCUCGUGCACUGCGGCAGCCAGACAGCCGUGAGGCCGAUAGAGACCCCCGAGGCCCUUGCAGGAGCGCGUGGGGUACUCCCACAGCGCGUCAUCUCCGAGUGGACCCCGGGGAACCCGGAGGUCCCCCACUUUGAGAUGCUUGACAUGAUGGAUGGCGGCGAGUACGACGAGGACUUCUACGAUGCGCACGAGCCCGCGGGCGGACUGAAGCUGCUCGGGAACGCCGUACUAGGGAAAGUGCAGAAUUUCCCUGACACCAACGGGCGCCCGCCUCAUGGCGAGGCCGAAGGGUAUCUAUGCUACCGCUCCCUAGUGCAGCUUGGCACGGACGACGGGGACAUGAGCGAUUACACGUUCGUGACGGUGGGGAACGUUUUUGUACUUCAGUGCAAGACCCACCCGGACAACUUCCAGCCCGGUCGCAGCUUUAGCUGGUGAACGGACUAGUUUGUGGCCGAUUGUCUACUGCCUAAGACGCACGCGACGUUCGCGUACAUCGUGAGGCGGGCACUGCACGAACGCGGAACGGUACCGGGAGGAGCCCCGCACCCUGUCAUACUAGCGCACUUCGAGUUCGCUCAGGUCACCCAGGGAGAGCCUCGACGCUAACAACCAACGAUGAGCCUUUCUGGAUUGUAGGCGACCAUAUAUCGUGCCCUAAGCACCUUUAGCACGUACACUUGGAACAUACUGGUAUAAAUGUAUUGAACGCAC
Trametes versicolor FP-101664 SS1 is the source of this 1095-nucleotide messenger RNA. RefSeq lists its product as uncharacterized. The record is from RefSeq and is a predicted model, not a curated record. The transcript has 3 exons. Lineage: Eukaryota; Fungi; Basidiomycota; Agaricomycetes; Polyporales; Polyporaceae. The coding region runs from base 1 to 819 and encodes 272 amino acids.